Schizophyllum commune H4-8 is the source of this 2143-nucleotide messenger RNA. RefSeq lists its product as uncharacterized. The coding region runs from base 277 to 1854 and encodes 525 amino acids. The record is from RefSeq and is a predicted model, not a curated record. The transcript is spliced from 2 exons. NCBI's taxonomy places the organism in Eukaryota, Fungi, Basidiomycota, Agaricomycetes, Agaricales, Schizophyllaceae.
CCCCAGUCAACGUAGCAAUGAUACUGCACUAGGCAAGCAACACCCUGUUGUCCAAGAGCUUGGUACCUAUACAGUAAACAAUGCAAUCAUGCUUCAUCAGCUGCCCCGGGCACGAGUCUGACCGGAAGAGGGAAGUGACGGCCCACGCACACCGGGAAGCGCCCGUCGCGGCUCUCCCUUUGUCCAUCAUCAUCGCCACUCUCCGUCCCCCGCCGCCACGCAGCACACUGCCACACACUCAAGCUGCACGCACCUCCCUGCACACCCCACUGCACGAUGACAAGGAACCAGACGCCGACGAGGCCGCGCCGGGCCCCCGCGCCACACAAGCCCAGCGCGCCUAACAAAGACACGGGCCCGCGCGCUGGCGACGAUGACGCCGAGAUCAUUCAGUGGGAACUUGAGACGCUCCGCCCGCCCACGCAGCGCCGCGUGCACAGCAGCGGGGAGCGGCGCGUUACGGUCACCAAGCCUGCGCCGACGUACGCGCCCGCGGACACGUCUGGCGUGAGCGAGACGGACGACGGGAACGCGCGCUUCCGCCGCGAAUUGCACCUGCUGGCUGUGCGGAAGAAGAGCAGCAGCAGGCUCAACAGCAGCAGCAAGCUCGGCGGCAGCGGCACUCGGACCUCUGCCAGCGUCGGGCGCGCGGGAGGUAAGGCCCAUGGAUAUGCGGCGUACCGCGAGCGCACGGAGCCGCCGCCGUUGCUUCCGCCUUUGCUUCCGCCCUCGUCUAACUCGCUGACUCCCACGCCACCGCGCGCGCAGCCGACCACGCUGUCCGCGUCGGUCACGCGCCGCCCGACGCGGCUGAAGCAGACCGCAAGCGACAGCUACUCGUCCGGCCAGGCGAGUCGGACGAUACCCAUCCUCAGCCGCCCGGGCUCGGCGCCACCGAGCCUGACCGAGGACGCGGACUCGUGCACGCAGGAGAUGGGGUCCUUGCAUGAAGUGGGAUACUUGCGUGAGGUUGACUCCUUGCAGCCGACGCCUACGCCGGAGCGCACGUCCGACGAGCGGACCUCGCGCUCGCCACCGCCACCGCGCCCACAAGCGCCCACGCCAGGCAGCGAAGCGUCUACCUUGACCAGUCGCGCGAGCCGGGAUCUUCGUUGGCGAGGACCAGGGCCGAAGAGGGAAGGCGUGAACGUUGUGCGUCGUGCAGUGUCGCCAGCACGCUCGCGGGCGGAAAUCCUUCGAAAGAAGAGCACCGUCGAGUUGUCUCGUAAACGGAGCGCGGCCGAGCUGCCCUCGAAGCAGAGCACGGACUGGACACGCACUGAGCUGAGCCGCAAGCGGAGCACUGGGACUGGCCUGGCUAGGACACGCGCCAGCGGCCUGACGCGCUCGCGCAGCGCGGACAUGCGCAAAGUGGCUGCCGUCUCGGCCGGAGGACUGCCCAGCAUCCCGGAUGAGACCAACUUUGGGGGACGGACGGUGAGCCCGGCAAACAGGACGGAGACGAUCCCUGUCUACCACUCAGAGACAGCGCCCCCGAGUCGUUGGGAGGCCAACCGCUCGGAGACGGUCCCGCUCAGUCGCUGGGAGGCAGUCAGUCGCUCGGUUACCCCUGUUUCGCGCCCCUGCACGCCCCCGACGCGCCCUACGACACCCUCUGCACGGUCGCGGACCAUGCGUGGUCCGGACGACGUGCGUACGAUGCGAGGCUCGGAAGGUAGUUGUAAGCUCGAGCGCAGCGCUAGCUUCGUCGAGUUGGGCGACGUUUCGGACGACGGGAGGAGGAAGUUGACAUGUCAGGAGAGCAAGGAUCUAUUCCGGAGGAUGUGGGCAGACAAGCAUACAGAAUUGGAGAGAGGUAGGAGGGUUGGGACGUUAGUACAUGGAUCCAGGUAACUGGGGGAGGAGUUUGUGGCGAGUUACUGAGACAUACUACGAGGCUGUACAGUAUUGUGUACUAUCACGACCAGUGUACUAUAACGCUUUCAUAUCGAGGAUCAUGCUUUGCUACUAUUGUUAUUGUACUUAUGCAGCCUUACAACGCCAUGGAAGACAUCAUUUCGCGAAGGGCUGAUCGACGCGCAGCGAAGACAUGUUGACGGACAGCAGAACAGCAUCCAAAGGAUACAUGGGUAGACGACAUAGACGCUACAUCCUCCAAACCACCACCUGCAAGUGACUGGCU